CAUGACUGUCUCCUUUUACGGAGCCUCCUCGCCUUUCUCCGGUUACUUGUAGGUUAAAUUAGUUUGUCUUUUUCCACACCAAAUUCUCGCCCACAUUCACCGGGACAGCGCCCUGCGCAUCUCAGCAUGGGCACCGUCCAUGCCCGGAGCCUGGACCCUCUGCCCAUGCAAGGGCCAGAGCUGGGAGUUCAAGCAGAUGACAUCGAGGCCCCAGAGAUUGAGCAGGAGCCAAAGCAAGAAGUUCUCGAAAACAAGGAUGUUGUGGUUCAACGAGUGCACGUAGAUGGGCUCGGAAGAACCAAGGAGGACCUGUUGACUUAUGAAAUUGCAGAAGUUUUCCGGGCGAAAAACUUAAUUGAUGUGAUGCGAAAGUCCCAUGAAGCCCGACAGAAGCUGCUGCGUCUUGGUAUCUUCAGAAAAGUCGAAGUUGUUAUCGACACCUCACGAGGUGAGGACGCUCUUCCUAAUGGCCUCGACGUGACCUUUGAGGUCACUGAGCUGAGACGGAUGACCGGCAGCUACAACACCAUGGUUGGGAACAAUGAAGGAAGCAUGGUACUCGGCCUAAAGUUACCAAAUGUAUUGGGUCGCGCAGAGAAACUGACCUUCCAGUUCUCCUAUGGCACUAAAGAGACAUCCUAUGGCCUGUCCUUCUUCAAACCCCAACCAGGUCACUUUGAACGCAAUAUCUCACUCAACGUGUACAAAGUAACAGGUCAGUUUCCAUGGAGUUCACUGAGGGAGACGGAUCGAGGCGUCUCUGCAGAACUCAGCUUCCCCGUGUGGAAGACCAACCAAACCCUGAAGUGGGAGGGAGUCUGGAGAGAGCUGGGAUGUCUAGCUCGCACUGCCUCGUUUGCCGUCCGGGAGGAGAGUGGCCAUUCCCUCAAAUCCUCACUUUCGCAUGCUAUGGUCAUUGACACCAGAAAUUCCUCCAUCCUUCCCAGGAAAGGUGGCCUACUGAAGAUCCAUCAGGAACUUGCUGGAUACACUGGGGGGGACGCCAGUUUCCUGAAGGAGGACUUUGAGAUCCAGCUCAACAAAACACUCUUCUGGGACUCAGUCCUUUCUGCCUCAUUGUGGGGUGGUUUGCUUCUACCCAUUGGUGACAAGCCAACAAGCAUAGCAGACAGGUUCUAUCUAGGCGGCCCCACCAGUAUCAGGGGAUUCAGUAUGUACAGUAUGGGCCCACAGAGUGAAGGUAUGGCAGGUGACUACCUGGGAGGAGAGGCCUACUGGGCUGGAGGCCUCCACCUCUACACCCCUCUACCCUUCAGACCAGGCAGGGGCGGCUUUGGUGACCUCUUCAGAACACACUUCUUCCUCAAUGCCGGAAACCUUUGUAACCUCAACUAUGGUGAGGGGCCACAAGCACAUUUGAAGAAACUGGCAGAAUGUAUCCGUUGGUCAUACGGGCUGGGCAUUGUGCUGCGUUUGGGAAACAUUGCCAGGCUGGAGCUGAAUUACUGCAUUCCCAUGGGAGUCCAGAGUGGAGACAGGAUAUGUGAUGGGGUCCAGUUUGGAGCAGGAAUCAGAUUCCUGUGAACUCACAUUUGUUGGAACUUCCUUGUGCUUCCCCGUUAACUUUAUGCUAGGAGGGAGAAAUUGCUUGUUCAGACUUGUUGUUGCAACUCAUUGGUUCAAUAAAAGUGUUUUCACUGACA
Messenger RNA from Lates calcarifer (barramundi perch), 1664 nucleotides. It is a transcript of the gene samm50, whose product is annotated as SAMM50 sorting and assembly machinery component. Gene Ontology annotation, cellular component: outer membrane; SAM complex. The record is from RefSeq and is a predicted model, not a curated record. Bases 127 to 1545 code for a protein of 472 amino acids. Lineage: Eukaryota; Metazoa; Chordata; Actinopteri; Centropomidae. Gene Ontology annotation, biological process: protein insertion into mitochondrial outer membrane; mitochondrial respiratory chain complex assembly. The transcript is spliced from 15 exons.